AUGGUAACUGACGAUGCAGAGCUCCUUCCCCCUCCUCUCUCCUCCCCCCCUCUCCUCACACUGCCCCCCCUCCCCCUCUCUUCCUCCCCCUUUUCGCAAUGCUCUGAACUCGACCUGUCCAUCACACUCAGCCCCGCCCUGAAGAUUCACCACACACACCUGAAGCCCCGCCCACUGGAAACAACUCAGCAGAGUGACCAAUCACAGCCAAAGCCCUGCCUACAAGGCCAGACAGGCAGAAAGGUGCGUUAUAAAGAGCCGGUGGUUGUCACGGUAACUCCAGAGCCUCACAUCACAGUGAACAGGGGGACACCGCCUGAGCAGCCAAUCAGAGGUCAGAGAAGGAGCAGAGGACGUCACCAUGAAUUCUCGGAAAAGCAAGUGGAGCCUUCUCCUGCACUAUCCAAUCCAAAUCCAGGCUGCCUUGAAAGGGCGGAGCUAAACACCACUCUGGCUCUGAAGGCGGAGCUUCAGUCCCUGCAGGGGGCGGAGUUCAACACCCGGAGGGUCGUUCAGGAGACUAUACAGCGAUCAGAGAGAACUAAAAACCUGAUCAAUACUCGAGCUACUGAAGAAGUGAAUGUGUCUCGCUCUCAGGUUCUCUUCAGCUCAUUGGUCAGCGUGGAUGUUCUGGAGGAUCAGCUGAUCAGUCAGGUGUAUCAGGAGAGGCUGCCACUGGCCCUAACCCAUGACAACAAGGCACAAGAUGUCCCCUCCCUCUUCCCCUUAAUGAGAUCUCUUCUUCUUAGACAAAAGCCCCUCCCCAUGGAGGAGGGACCAAUCAGUGACACGCUCCGCCCACAAAGACAUCCGACAUGUUCAACGUUUGACCUUUACAGAAGAAGGUCACGCUGUGAGGCCACACCCUGAACAAUACAAAGAAGUGUUGUGAUUGGCUGGACUGUGAUGUUAAUUUAAAUUAGUAUUGAUUGAAUUGUUGAUAAUUUAGAAACUUAAUUUUUCAUUUUAAUCACAUCAAGUGAUAAUAAAGUGUUUUCCUCUCUCGA
Messenger RNA from Labrus bergylta (ballan wrasse), 1007 nucleotides. The record is from RefSeq and is a predicted model, not a curated record. NCBI's taxonomy places the organism in Eukaryota, Metazoa, Chordata, Actinopteri, Labriformes, Labridae.